AUGUCAAGUGUAACCUGGGACUAUGUGCUGAAGUAUAUCAUUGUUGGGGAUGCUGGUGUUGGGAAGAGCAGCCUGCUGGUGCGUCUCACCGAUAGACGUUUCCUCGCGAACCCUGCACAGCUUGGUGUAGAGUUUGGCAGCAAAUUAAUACGAAUCGAGGACGAGAAUAAGACCAUCAAACUACAGUGUUGGGAUACUGCUGGAACGGAGGCAUUUAGAUCAAUAACAAGGUCUUACUACCGUGGAGCCGCUGGGGCCCUGCUCGUUUUUGACGUGACAUCUCGCCAAAGUUUUACCAAUUGCCGCGUGUGGCUGGCGGACAUUAGAGCCCAUGCAGAUCCGAAUCUAACAUGUCUUUUACUGGCCAACAAGAUUGAUCUUUGCGAUGAAGAUCCAGCACAAGCGAAUGAUGCGUCGAGGAAUGCAUCAAGACUGAAAAGAGAAGUUACAACUGAAGAGGCGGGUCAAUAUGCAAAGGAGGAAGGCUUACUUUUCCUUGAGGCCAGUGCAAAGACAGGACACAAUGUCGAUGAAGCUUUUGACCAAGCCGCGCGGGACAUACUGAAAAAGAUUCAGGCCGGCGUUUUCGAUGACCGAAAGCCAUUCUCUCAGAGCCGUGGGCCAAAACCGGCACGGACAAAUGACCCCAACCAACUGGUUCUGGAAAGGGAGCAGUCAAAGCAAGGCACUUGUUGCAGUUGA
This is a messenger RNA of Cantharellus anzutake, 702 nucleotides long. Its product is annotated as ras-domain-containing protein. The transcript is spliced from 7 exons. Gene Ontology annotation, cellular component: endosome. The record is from RefSeq and is a predicted model, not a curated record. Gene Ontology annotation, molecular function: GTP binding; GTPase activity. Gene Ontology annotation, biological process: regulation of endocytosis. Lineage: Eukaryota; Fungi; Basidiomycota; Agaricomycetes; Cantharellales; Hydnaceae. The coding region runs from base 1 to 702 and encodes 233 amino acids.